UGGCAGGUGUAUACCGGAAGUGAAGGCAGUACCUAGCUGAAGUUGCUUUACCUGCGACAGGUGAGAGAGAAGUUAAAAAUACUCAGCGUCUCCAACCCUCGCAAAACAAAGUCCACUUUCGGUAAAAAAUGAAUAACCCCAUUCCAUCCAACCUAAAAUCUGAAGCUAAGAAGGCUGCUAAAAUCCUCCGGGAAUUCACGGAGAUUAGCAACAGAGAAGGCCCUGACAAGCUUAUUCCAGCUCAUGUUAUUGCCAAAGCACAAGGACUAGCAAUCUUAUCAGUCAUCAAAGCAGGAUUCAUGAUCACUGCUCGAGGGGGAAGCGGGAUAGUGAUUGCUCGUCUUGCUGAUGGAAGUUGGUCCGCUCCCUCAGCCAUUGGCAUUGCCGGUCUUGGUGGAGGCUUUGAGAUUGGGUUGGAGGCAUCUGAUUUUGUCAUCAUCUUGAAUCAGCAACGAGCAGUGGAGGCUUUCAGCAAAGGGGGAAACCUCACAUUUGGAGGGAAUUUCACUGUGGCUGUUGGGCCACUUGGCAGGAAUUUGGAGGCAGAUGUGGCAUUCCGCAGCACAGCACCAAUCUUUUCAUACUGCAAAUCACGGGGCCUCUACGCUGGAGUUUCCCUUGUUGGCUCCUAUUUGAUGGAACGUAAAGAGGCUAACAGAAAGUUCUAUUCCCAAGACAUUCGUGCAUCUUCAAUUCUCAAUGGUGAUGUGGAGCCACCUCCAGAAGCCUAUGACCUGUAUGCCAUUUUGGAGGACUACACUGAAAAAUACACCACUGAUUGGCAAAGCAAGUAUAUGAAUCCUAAUAAGAAGAGUGUAGUCCCAAGUAGACCAGCGCCCCCAGUCCAGAGAUCAGCUUCUUCCUCCACUCCAAGGGCUGAAGCUUCUUUUGCAGAAUCAAGGCCAGCUCUCUAUCCCAGCCUUUCUAACGUAGAGUCUGAAGGCACAGAAGACAAAGCAUCAGGUGGUGCUGUUGUAGUGACGGCCAUGCAUGCAUUCAAUGGGCAGCAGCCUGGUGAUUUGAGCUUUGCUGUGGGUGAUCGCAUCACUGUCAUUACAAAGACCGACUCACAGUAUGACUGGUGGGAGGGAGAGCUGAGAGGACAGGUGGGCAUUUUUCCGGCUAACUUCGUCUCCCUUAACUGAACACACAGAGGGCUUCAGGAGUUAAGGAUCCCUGUUUGGAAGACUCCGUCAAGGUUUUUUUUUUUUUUUUGGUUGUGUUUUUUUUUUUAUUUAAUAAACUGGGAUUGCUGACAUACUUGAUUAUUCUUGCAUAAUCUUGUGCAGUAGUGAUAUAUUGUUAAUGUUUGAGACACAUCUUAAUUGUUGGUUACUGUAUAAAGAAUUAAGCAGGUCAUAUUUGGGUUGGUUAUUAUGGGUCAUGGUUGUGUUGUAUUGAAUUACAGGGUUUAUUUAAAUAUAUUUAGCAAUGCACUUAUCAGUCUGAAGCUAACAUAACUUAAGUGAGCUGAGCUUAUGCCAGCUGCUAGUGUUUUUAGGAGUAUUAAGCGAAAUUUUGUGCACUUGUUACUUUAAAAUACUUUAUACUUUAUGCAUUUACUCUCAGAAUAUUUUAAAUUGUAUUUGUUCUCAUAUCAGCUACUGGACAAUGAAGAGCACACAAUGUACAAAAAAUACUCUUAUAUUAAGAUAUACUUAUUUUUUUUUCUUCCUUUUCUUAGCACAUUAGCUUUACCACAUGUGCCUUUAUGAGAGAUCAGAUUACAUUGGCAAAAUGGAUGGAUGUUAUUGUAUUACAAAUCAAAUGCAAAUUUUUUUUAUACUAAUUUUUGUAUGGGUGGCUCUAAUAAAUGAGGCAUUUAAAGCCUUUGAUCAUUUGGCAAUAA
This is a messenger RNA of Neoarius graeffei (lesser salmon catfish), 1849 nucleotides long. It is a transcript of the gene sh3yl1, whose product is annotated as SH3 and SYLF domain containing 1. Gene Ontology annotation, molecular function: phosphatidylinositol binding; protein binding. Lineage: Eukaryota; Metazoa; Chordata; Actinopteri; Siluriformes; Ariidae. The record is from RefSeq and is a predicted model, not a curated record. The transcript is spliced from 10 exons. Gene Ontology annotation, cellular component: ruffle membrane. Bases 129 to 1145 code for a protein of 338 amino acids.